UCCUUCUCACCCCCUCGCACAUGUAGGUGCACUGUACACAAGUGUUUAUAGCUUGUGUGACGCUCUGAGGACAGAUCUGCGGGGGGAAAAACACAUCAAGGGGGAAAACGUGGAGAAUCCUCUAAUCCUCCGGGCAGACAAAGAAACUCAGCUGUCCCAUUAAUCGGCUCACAAUGAAGCCGGUGUUAGUCCUCCUUGUUUCCACGGCCUGGACUUUCACAGGAGCCCAGUAUUAUUACCAGGGGUUGAUGGAUUAUCUCGACAACAGAUUGAUGGCUAUUGAGGACCGUAUACAGUUUUGGCAGGAACAAUCCCACCGCUACCACACAGAGCUGCAGGAUUUCAAGAAGCUAACUGGUGAGACCAUGGACGGGCUGAGGAAUGAGCACAGCAUGCUGUCCCAGGACCUGAAAGGAGCUGCAGUGCGAGUGGACCGGGUGGAGCGAGAGAUGGACUACGUGGAAUCCCAGACUUCGCCGCGGGCCUGUGCGAACAAGGCAGACAAGGUGGUGGAGCAGGGGGUCUGGGGGCUGGAGGAGAGGAGAGGAGAGGAAGAGGAGGAAGAAGACUGGGAGGAGCUGCACUCCAGAGUCUCCGACUGUGUGGAAAUCAUCUCUGGCAUCAGAUCAGUGAAGAUCCUGAAGAGAGUGGGCAGCCCCAAGGGCAUGUGGACCAGAGACCCCAGGUCCUCCAAGGUGUAUGUUUUUAAUGGGACAUCAGGAGACAUUAUCUACCAGUUCAACUCUGUACGUGACUUUUCCCGCUCUCCGGGCGUCAAUGGCAGCAGGCAGAUCAGGCUGCCGUCUGAGUGGAGCGGCCCUGGCAGCGCUGUUUAUAACGGCUAUUUGUACUACGUCAACCAGGAGGCUGAUACAGAGGUGCAGGUGGUCAAAUAUGACUUGCUUAGUGGCUCGGUGACAGAUACUGCCAUGUUGCCAGUGGACAGCCACACCACUGUUUACAACCUCAACCCGGAGACUGUUGCCGACCUCGCAGCAGACGAUGAGGGCCUCUGGCUCCUGUACGCCAGCAGUGACAGUGAACCAAACAUCAACCUUGCGAAGAUGGACCCUGCCACGCUCGAUAUAGAACAAAUCUGGGACACUCGUUGCCCAAGGGAGAACGCAGAGGCGGCUUUCGUGGUCUGUGGGACUGUCUAUGUCGUUUACAACACCCGCCUGGCCAGCCGCUCCCGGGUCCAGUGUGUGUUUGACGUCAACGACGUGGUCAUCACCGAGGAGGCGCCGCUGCUCUACUUCCCCAGGAGGUACGGAGCCCACACUAGCCUGAAAUACAACCCCGAGGAGAAACAGCUCUAUGGCUGGGAUGAUGGCUACCAAAUCAUUUACAGACUGACCAUGAAGAGGAAACUCCUGGUUUGACAGCAGGGAAGUGGUGUCAUGUUUUCAAAGGCAAGGAGAAAAAAUAAGAGCAGUGAAUUUGUUAUGCUAUCCACCUUAUUCCUAACCUCAUGAUACCUUGCCUGUAAAACUCCUUUAACUGAACAGGCGUCUUCGAUAGUUAACUUAUGUGCAACCUGUGUUCCCGUUUUUCUUUUUUUUUUUGAGGGGGAAGGGAUUUUUUGGAAAUAAAUGAUGUGUGAAUGCAGACCGUCUGACCUUAAAGGAAAAGUUUGAGCAUGUCUGGAAAUGCACUUAUUCGCUGAGUUAGAUGAAAAGAAUGAUACCACUCUCGUGUCUGUAUGGUUUUUACACUUUUUUUUAAAGUAUAGAUUAAAUGAACGAGAUAUAACGUGUUGAUAUGUGAGCUUUAGAGGAGCUAGGAGAUGGAUUUCUGUUACCCUUGGACAAAGACAGGCUAGCUGUUUCCCCCUUGUUUCCGGUCUCCGUGCUAAGCUAAGUUAACUGGCUGCUGUCGCCGG
Messenger RNA from Xiphias gladius (swordfish), 1882 nucleotides. RefSeq names its product olfactomedin-like 3a (gene olfml3a). The transcript has 3 exons. The record is from RefSeq and is a predicted model, not a curated record. NCBI's taxonomy places the organism in Eukaryota, Metazoa, Chordata, Actinopteri, Istiophoriformes, Xiphiidae. The coding region runs from base 174 to 1382 and encodes 402 amino acids. Gene Ontology annotation, biological process: signal transduction.